AGAACCAGCUGCAUUUCGAGGCCGCAGUCAGCACGCAGGUCUCCGACCCCUGCCAUGGCCCUGUGGACACGCCUGCUGCCCCUGCUGGCCCUGCUGGCCCUCUGGGCGCCCACUCCGGCCCAGGCCUUUGUGAACCAGCACCUGUGUGGCUCCCACCUGGUGGAGGCUCUGUACCUGGUAUGCGGGGAACGUGGCUUCUUCUAUACACCCAAGGCCCGCCGGGAGGCUGAGGACCCGCAGGCGGCCGAGGUGGAGCUGGGCGGCCUGCAGCCCCUGGCCCUGGAGGGGCCCCUGCAGAAGCGCGGCAUCGUGGAGCAGUGCUGCACCAGCAUCUGCUCUCUCUACCAGCUGGAGAACUACUGCAAUUAGGGUGCCCUUGGCCCCCCGUGACCCAAUAAACCCCUCAGAUGAGC
Messenger RNA from Manis pentadactyla (Chinese pangolin), 413 nucleotides. It is a transcript of the gene INS, whose product is annotated as insulin. Gene Ontology annotation, molecular function: hormone activity. NCBI's taxonomy places the organism in Eukaryota, Metazoa, Chordata, Mammalia, Pholidota, Manidae. The transcript has 3 exons. Gene Ontology annotation, biological process: glucose homeostasis; positive regulation of protein secretion. Gene Ontology annotation, cellular component: extracellular region. The record is from RefSeq and is a predicted model, not a curated record. Bases 55 to 369 code for a protein of 104 amino acids.